Messenger RNA from Trematomus bernacchii (emerald rockcod), 1224 nucleotides. It is a transcript of the gene med8, whose product is annotated as mediator complex subunit 8. The coding region runs from base 64 to 897 and encodes 277 amino acids. The transcript has 7 exons. NCBI's taxonomy places the organism in Eukaryota, Metazoa, Chordata, Actinopteri, Perciformes, Nototheniidae. Gene Ontology annotation, molecular function: RNA polymerase II cis-regulatory region sequence-specific DNA binding; transcription coregulator activity. Gene Ontology annotation, biological process: regulation of transcription by RNA polymerase II. Gene Ontology annotation, cellular component: core mediator complex; mediator complex. The record is from RefSeq and is a predicted model, not a curated record.
AACCGGAAGUGUUUCUACUUGGACGGUACACUAUCAUUUCGGCGUUUAGCUUGUAGUUCAACAAUGCAGCAGCGGGAGGAGAAGCAGCUGGAGGCGGCGGUGGAGUCUCUCAUCUCUCGGGUUGCUCACGUGAAAAACGCUCUCCAUAGUUUCAUUUAUAAACUGGAAAAUGAGUACGAGCGAUUAACAUGGCCGUCGGUUCUGGACAACUUUGCUCUGCUCUCUGGUCAGCUGAACACCAUCAACAAACUGCUCAAGAACGAGAAGACGCCGUCCUUUCGCAACCAAGUAAUAAUCCCUCUGCUCCUGUCUCCAGACCGGGAUGAGGACUUAGCAAAACUCACAGAGCAGCGUGUCCCGGUGUUCAGCCAUGAGAUUGUUCCAGACUACCUGCGGACUAAGCCUGAUCCAGAGGUGGAGGAGCAGGAGAAACAGCUGAGUGUGGAGGCAGCACGGAUUGGCCCGGAGGUGGCACAGAAACAGAUCCAGACGUUGAACAAACUGUGUUCCAAUCUGCUAGAGAAGCUCAACAAUCCCCGUGACGACAGAGAUUCAGAGAGUGCCGCAAUCCGUCAGAGCAAGCCGUCCUUUAACCCCGCGGACACCAAUGCACUGGUUGGAGCGGUGGCGUUUGGGAAGGGGCUCUCUAAAUGUAGGCCCCCAGGCCCAGUGGCCCCUGGACACCCAGGACAAGGGCCCAUGAUGAGUGGAGGUCCCACCUUACAGCAGGUCACCAUCGGGGGCGGUUCUGGCCAGCAGGCAGGUAUGGGAGGCCCCGUGGCCCCUCAGCAGCAGGGGCAGCCAGGUAGGAGGCCUGGAGAGCUGGGAAAAAUACCAAGCAGCAUCAAAACAAACAUCAAAUCUGCAUCCGGGUCGAUGCAUCCCUACAACCGAUGAUCUCCUCGUUUAUUAUAUGUUCACCAGACGUGUUACAUUUCAGAAACACACCUACAGCAAUGACAUUUGUAAAACUAAAACUGCAUCCUUGUAUAUUUUCCUGCAGAAGUAAUUUUUUGUUCUCACUAAAGCUGUUUCUUUAAACGUUUUCCAAAAAUAAAAUGAUAAUAUUAGUGACCUUUUAUGGUGCAUUGUUCAUUGUUGAUAGAUUAUCUGAGCCACAGCGUUUGAGCCACUAGAGGGCAGUGUGUCAUCAUGUAUGGACUAUAAUAGCUUGUGUUGGAAAUGUUCUCUUUUCAAUAAAAUAUGUGUUAUUAUAAGAACUAA